UUAAAUUUGGAAGACAGUCCAUAAAGACUCUUUAACAAGUAUACACAGAAAAAUUAUAUAGAAAAAGUCAUUGGAAACUCAAAGCAUCAAAGAAGUGAAAUGAAGGUCUACAUUCUCUGCAUCUGGAUCUUUCUUUCAGAAAUGAGAGGUUCAUCUACAGAUACGUUUGAGAAACAUGGAUACACUGGAGAAACCAUUGAGGUUUCAUGUCAACACAGCUGGGCUUCAACCAACAGAAAGUAUUUCUGCAGAGAUCCAUGUGAAAACAGAGAUGUUCUAGUAUCAUCUGAUCGGUCAUCUAACGGGAGGUUUAGUCUGAAGGAUUUUGGAAAUGGGAUGUUCACAGUGACCAUCACUGAUCUACAGAAGACAGACUCUGGGAUUUACUGGUGUGGAGUGGACAGAACUUUUUCAGACACAUAUCAUGAGAUCAAUCUGACAGUAUUUAAAGACAUUACACCAACUACCACUGAAUUACACACAACUAAACCAUUUCCUACACCAACACCACCACCCGAAUCUCAGUCUGCCACAUCAAGCAGAACGUCCGGAUCUUCAACCACUGAUGACAUCACACAAUCACCCUCAAUGUCAGUGUCUGUAAACAUCUGGCUGUAUGCUGUUGGUGGUCUGAUCGCAGUCAUGAUACUUGUAUGUGGACCGGUUGCUGUUUGUCACUACAGGAAGAUAGUCAAGACAUCAUCAGCGACACCACUCGACUACAAUGAAGCUAAAGUUGAGGAGGCUAAUGUAUAUGAAAAUGCUCUUCAAGACACACAGAACAUCAAACAGAUGAAGUUGAAGUCUAAAGUCCAAAAGAGCCAAUCACCUUCAGUCUAUGAGAAUGUAGAGCUCAAGCCGGGCCAUUCAGAUGUCAUGUAUGGAAAUCUUUGAUCCGAGCAUCAAGAACAAGAUUCUGAUAAGAGUACUGGUCUAAAAUGACCAAAGUGAUUCAUAUUUCCUAUAUCACAUUUCCUACAAGAGAUUUAAAUGAAUCACAAUGAAAACAAAAAUAUAUUUUGUUUAUAAAUACCUGCACAUAGAUGUCAACCCGUUCAUCUCACCUACACUUAGUACGCUACACAUUAUUAAGAUAUAAGGCUCAGUUCAUCAGUGGCUGUUGAACUCUAGUAAGAAGGCUACUUUAUUCACUUUAAAUGAAGUGAUUUUCUUUAAUGUAGUUGAUGCUGAUUCAUUAAUAAAUUAGUUGUUGCAAAAAAGGUUGUUACCGAUUUAUUUUUCCAUGAAUCUGCUAUGUUAACGAAUAAAACAUUACUUCGCUAGUUAACAUUUGCUUGUUUACAAUAGCUCGUUGCAUAGGACGUCACACACUGCAAGUAACACGAUGAAGCCGUUUCCCAUGCAUUGUUUUAUUUGUGGCGAUAUGGCAUGAUGUUAACAUUCACGGCCACAAUCAGCCACCGAUUCUGACAUCAGAUUGUUAGGGGAUCCCCAACAGC
Molecule: messenger RNA, 1460 nt
Organism: Triplophysa dalaica
Lineage: Eukaryota; Metazoa; Chordata; Actinopteri; Cypriniformes; Nemacheilidae
Product: CMRF35-like molecule 5
Exons: 6
Coding region: 100-894 (264 amino acids)
Source: RefSeq, a predicted model, not a curated record